Messenger RNA from Drosophila erecta, 1342 nucleotides. Its product is annotated as neuronal calcium sensor 2. Lineage: Eukaryota; Metazoa; Arthropoda; Insecta; Diptera; Drosophilidae. The record is from RefSeq and is a predicted model, not a curated record. The transcript has 6 exons. The coding region runs from base 662 to 1222 and encodes 186 amino acids. Gene Ontology annotation, molecular function: calcium ion binding.
AUAUACAUCGCCUACAUAUAAGCCACCCCUAAAUUUGUUGUAUUGAUUGUGUUUUGGUCGAAUAAGUUUAUUGCAUUUGCGAAAAGUGGUUUUGUUUAGCACAGCGGGUAGCAGAAAUGUGCCUAAAAUCAAUGUGUCAUUUUUGUUCAGCAUAUUAGCCUUUUCAAGAGGUAAAUAAUGCUUUGACCUGGUCGACGGAAAUUAAACUCAUCAUAUAGCACUUUCAAAUAUAAAUAGCGUGAUUGUAGGUGAACGUGGCAACCCUGCUCCCCUUUUAAAAAAGUCCUACCGUGUACAGAAAAUAUGGUUAACCAAUAAUCGUCAUGUAUAGAGACAAUUUCCGCGCAUGCGCCUCAACCAUUUGAUUAGUCCUUCGGUACACACCAGGUUUGAAAUAUACAAGUUAAUAGUCAAGUACAUUUUUGCUUAUUAUUAUCAAGAAAAAUUUAUAAAUGAGUCGCUCGUUCAAUCAUCACUUGUUCGUGCCACAAUUCAUACAUAUCGUUAACGUAAUGCUAUACAAGCACAAUUAUUGAUUUGGAGUUUUUCUGUCCAGAAAUAAACAUUAAGUCAAAUGUACAGACCAGGCAAAGCAAUUUAAACAAAGAAAAACACUAAAUAGAAACCAAUUAGCUCCUAAAAAGUUAUAAACAGUGAAAACAUGGGGUGCUUAAGUAGUAAAGACCGUUUAACCAAAGAAGACAUGGAGUUCUUAAAAACGCAUACGAGAUAUGACGAAGCCACAAUUAAAGAGUGGUAUAAGGGAUUUAAGCAAGAUUGCCCCAACGGCCGAUUGACGCCUGCUAAGUUUGUCGAUAUGUAUAAAAUGUUCUUUCCAUCCGGAAAUGCGGAAGAGUUUUGUGACCAUGUUUUUCGUACAUUCGAUAUGGACAAAAAUGGAUAUAUUGACUUUAAGGAAUUUUUACUCGCAAUAGAUGUUACUUCAAGCGGAACACCAGAGGAAAAGCUUAAGUGGGCCUUUCGAAUGUACGAUGUCGAUGGCAAUGGUGUUAUAGACAUACAAGAAAUGACCAAAAUUGUUCAGGCAAUUUAUGACAUGCUAGGAGCGUGCUCAUCUAAUCGUCCAGCUGAUUCAGCAGAAGAAAGAGCAAAAAAUAUUUUUGCAAAAAUGGACGAAAAUAACGAUGGUCAAUUAACCCAAGAUGAGUUCUUGAAAGGAUGCUUGCAAGAUGAGGAGUUGUCAAAAAUGUUGGCACCAUAAACAAUUAUAUCCUACAAUAUGUGUGUAUUUGAUGAAAUCAGUAAUGAAAUGUAUAAAUACUUAAUUUAUAUUUCUUAUACUAAAAUUAAACUACUAUAAAACUAUGCAAUCAUUAAACUA